This is a messenger RNA of Euleptes europaea (tarantolino), 1512 nucleotides long. RefSeq names its product LIM zinc finger domain containing 1 (gene LIMS1). Gene Ontology annotation, cellular component: focal adhesion; cytoplasm; cell-cell junction. Gene Ontology annotation, biological process: positive regulation of integrin-mediated signaling pathway; cell-cell junction organization; positive regulation of substrate adhesion-dependent cell spreading. The coding region runs from base 20 to 1180 and encodes 386 amino acids. Lineage: Eukaryota; Metazoa; Chordata; Lepidosauria; Squamata; Sphaerodactylidae. The record is from RefSeq and is a predicted model, not a curated record. The transcript is spliced from 10 exons.
AAGCAGUGUCAAGUAAAGCAUGGAAUUCCAAAGCCGAGGGCGCUCCUAUGUCAUUCCAGAGAAUGAAGAAAUCUCGCACGCUCCUCAGACUGUGCACAAUGACCAUGGAAAUGAAGGCGAGAGAGCAGUGUCAAAACUGCAACGUAGGCACAGUGACAUAAAAGUAUACAAAGAGAUAUGCGACUUUUAUGCAAGAUUCAACAUGGCGAACGCUCUUGCCAAUGCUAUGUGUGAGCGCUGUCGAGGAGGCUUCGCACCUGCGGAGAAGAUUGUGAACAGCAAUGGUGAGCUGUAUCAUGAACAGUGUUUUGUGUGUGCCCAGUGCUUCCAGCAAUUCCCUGAAGGACUCUUUUAUGAGUUCGAAGGAAGGAAAUAUUGUGAACAUGACUUUCAGAUGCUGUUUGCCCCGUGCUGCCAUCAGUGUGGGGAAUUCAUUAUUGGUCGUGUCAUUAAAGCUAUGAACAAUAGCUGGCAUCCAGAAUGUUUCUGCUGUGAUAUCUGCCAACAGGUACUGGCAGACAUUGGAUUUGUGAAGAACGCUGGCAGGCACCUUUGCCGUCCCUGCCACAAUCGAGAGAAAGCCAGGGGCCUGGGCAAGUACAUUUGCCAGAAAUGCCAUGCCAUCAUCGAGGAACAACCUCUCAUCUUCAAGAAUGACCCUUAUCAUCCAGAUCACUUCAACUGUGCCAACUGCGGAAAAGAACUUACUGUUGAUGCUCGAGAACUGAAGGGGGAGUUGUACUGCUUGCCUUGCCAUGACAAAAUGGGGGUCCCCAUCUGUGGAGCUUGCAGGAGACCCAUUGAAGGGCGAGUGGUGAAUGCAAUGGGCAAACAGUGGCACGUUGAGCAUUUUGUUUGUGCGAAGUGUGAGAAACCAUUCCUAGGCCACCGCCACUAUGAGAGAAAGGGACUGGCAUAUUGUGAAACCCAUUACAAUCAGCUGUUUGGUGAUGUUUGCUUCCACUGCAAUCGCGUGAUUGAAGGAGAUGUUGUCUCAGCCUUGAAUAAGGCCUGGUGUGUCAACUGCUUCGCAUGCUCCACUUGCAACACUAAGUUAACUCUCAAAAACAAAUUUGUGGAAUUUGACAUGAAGCCUGUCUGUAAGAAGUGCUAUGAGAAGUUUCCUCUGGAGCUCAAGAAAAGACUGAAGAAAUUAGCAGAAACUCUGGGAAGGAAGUGAGGCUCAGCUUCAGAUUUCAUCUUGCUGUGCAAAAAUUAGGAAACAAUACUGUUGUUACAAGACUUACUUUUGCUGAGUCAUUGGAACCCAAGCAACGCUCCCCCAUUCCUCUCUGCAUGACUAGCUUCAUACUGAAAUUGUUGCCUCGCCACCUUGAAAAUAUACCUCUAAAAACCCUUUUAUAUCUUGCAUAAUCUCAUAUCCAACCCUUAAAAUUCUGUAUUUGGUACAUGUAUAUUUGUAGAUGCAGACAUCAUGUUUGCAUAGUAAGUGGCAGAUAAAAACUGGGACUUUUAUAUACCACGGUGGGAUCCAUUUCAGUGGACGCGGAG